This is a messenger RNA of Spizellomyces punctatus DAOM BR117, 829 nucleotides long. RefSeq lists its product as uncharacterized. The record is from RefSeq and is a predicted model, not a curated record. Lineage: Eukaryota; Fungi; Chytridiomycota; Chytridiomycetes; Spizellomycetales; Spizellomycetaceae. Gene Ontology annotation, molecular function: calcium-dependent protein serine/threonine phosphatase regulator activity; nucleic acid binding. The coding region runs from base 54 to 770 and encodes 238 amino acids. The transcript has 3 exons. Gene Ontology annotation, biological process: calcium-mediated signaling. Gene Ontology annotation, cellular component: nucleus; cytoplasm.
CUGCGACAUCCUGUGUCAGAACCAGCACGUUGCUUUGAAGGGAUUUUGUGAACAUGCCUGCAGAAAUUAGACUACCCACCUUGGAAGAGGUUGAACCUAUCGCAACCAAUACCCUUAUACUCACCAAUGUCCCACCAAAGGCUUUUCAAGAUGAGGGCGCUGCUGUGCGAACGAUAUUGGAGAGUUACGGGCGAGUGAAUCACUUUGUACUGUUGAAGUCGUUCAGCAGAAUAUUGGCCGUUUUUGAAGUCACCGCAGAUGCACAACGGGCGAGGAAUUCGCUGCACAUGAAUCCAAUUUUAGGAGACGAUGUUCGAGUCUAUUUCGGAGAGCAUACAGACUCCCAGUAUCUCUUAAACCCAACAACCGGCAUCCACAUCAAUUAUCUUCAAGUUCCCACAAUAGAGCGAAAUUUCCUACUAUCACCGCCAGGCUCACCACCUAUCGACUGGGUUCAGCAUCAAGAACAUUCGCCUGUCCCAGGUGGCCAUGCCGAUGCCUUGUUGGAUGCUCUGAGGGAGCUGGAAGGUGAUACGUUUGUUCUGGAUCCUGGGGAUGCAGAGGACACGAUGGACACCCCUGGGCGACAAGUGCUGGUAUUUGAUCAGGGAGAAGAGGCGGAGUUGCCGGUGAUAGUUGUAGAUGAUAUGGAGUUAAGACAACCUUGGUGGCCGGAAGAUGAGCCCACGGGAGUGAGACCAUCGCAGCUGCGUAGCUGUGGGCCGUCACUACCCAGGACAGCCAUGCCGCCACCUCCUGUUUCCAGUUGAGGGACGGGUGCAGUGGCAUAUGUUUAAUAUGUGGUAAUACAUGUGUGAUUUUGCUCAAC